Messenger RNA from Patella vulgata (common limpet), 8341 nucleotides. RefSeq lists its product as uncharacterized. Gene Ontology annotation, cellular component: ubiquitin ligase complex; cytoplasm; nucleus. The coding region runs from base 320 to 4825 and encodes 1501 amino acids. NCBI's taxonomy places the organism in Eukaryota, Metazoa, Mollusca, Gastropoda, Patellidae. Gene Ontology annotation, molecular function: calcium ion binding; ubiquitin-ubiquitin ligase activity. Gene Ontology annotation, biological process: protein polyubiquitination. The transcript is spliced from 33 exons. The record is from RefSeq and is a predicted model, not a curated record.
UAUUUCCUGCAUUGAUCGUGUAUUUAUUGCGAGGAAAACACCGAUCUGUUACAAAUAAGAAAUACUUUUAUAUUUCUUUACGACAGGGCUUGUUUUCAGUUACACCCUUACAUCCUCCAAAGAAGAAAGAUAAACAGUGUCUAGAUCUGAUAGCGGACAUAUGAAUGGAAAUUCGCUCGCCAGCAACGUCAAUAUUUUUGAGAAAUCGAAAGUAGACGAUCGUCUCUCACAUUUUGACACGUGUUACCGCAAAAUGACACAUAUGUGUUGAUUUUAUAGUUGUUAUUAUAAGCACACACUUUCCUUAAGUUAGUUAGAAAUGAAGAUUUGGAGAAAAUUCAUUGUUUUGGGCUGGAUUUUUGCUCUGUUGUUUGCCUGUGAGAUAAAUGUAUGUCAUGGACAAGAUGAAGUUGAAGAUGAAGAUGAAACUCUAAGUCUUGUGGAAAUUAAAGAAACCAACCCAGAUUUAAGUGUUGCUUUAUCUGAAUAUGAUGUAAAUGGAGAUGGCAUCCUUGAUGUUGCUGAAAUAGAAUUAAGUUAUUCUUAUAUAACUGCAGCAAUAGAUAAACAUCAACAUAAAGACAAAACUUUACAGGAAGAAAAAGAGGAGACAGAUGGUUCCGAAGAGAAUGAAGAAAAUCAAAAGGAUGUUUCAGAAGAAAAUAAAAGGAAAAUUGAAACAAAGAAUGAAGGAGAAAAGAAACAAGCCUCUAACUGGAUUUUACCAUCUAUAAUUAUAGCCACAGUGUUAGGUGUCAUGGUAACGGCCCUGGUGUUUUUUCUUACCAACCAAGAAAUACCAUCAAAUCAAAAUAUACAGACUCCUGCUGGAUCAGGCGCAAUAAAACGUGAAGAAUGGCUUAAUAGAAUUUCACAACAAAAUAAAAAUGAAAGUAGAACACAAUCUUCAUCAAACAAAGACGAUACUCUGGAAGAUAAACCAUUAACUAAUGAGAAACCACCAGACAAGAUGCCAAAUCUUGAUGUCAAAGAUAGUCAUUUAAAAGUCAAAGAAAAAACAAACUUAGAUCAAGUUGUUGAUGAAACGUCAAAGCAGAAAGAUGAUGAGAAACUGCCCGAUGUGGUAUCAAAAGUUGACGUUAAAGAUGGUCAUUUUAAAGACAAAGAAAAAACAGUAUCGAAACAAGCUGCUGAUAAACCUGGAACAGAUGAUGUCAGUUCUACGACAACCCCUAAACCAUUCAGCAAAGAAAAACCAAAACAACUUACGCUUGUAGAAUUUCUAGAGAGUGUUUUGAAUUGUAAAAUAGAAAUUAAAAAUUCAAAGACCCAUUAUUCUCUAGGAUCACUAACAAUUAAGGAGUCAGAUUUUCCUAUUCAUUCAGAUGAUAUUCCAGAAAAAAUAGGCGCUGUCAUAAAAUUGAUUAUUCCUCGUCAGAUUAAUAAAAUAAAAUAUGUUUUAAAUACUUUUGAUGAGUGUGAAGUACGAGAACCGGAGAUAAAACAUAAUGAUCUGAUUAUAUCAGCAUCAAAAUGGCUGAAGAAUAAAGCUAUCAGUGUGAUAUUUGAAACUAUUAAAGCAGAAGAUGGUGAAGCUAGUGCAGCAGAUGACCUGUGGACUGACUUUGGUACUAAAAAUGUUGCUAAUGAUGCUGUUGUAUUUUUACGUAGAAUUUCCGGGUGGUCCGAAGAUGGCGUUGUUGUGUCACCUAGUUUGUUGUCCAAUCUCCUUGAUUAUAGUUGUCAUGGCAACAGAUGUGUUGAUUUUUUAGUAGCUCUGAUACAAGCUGCUGGUAAACAGAUCAAGAAAGUGAAACGACUGGAUGAGAUGGUUCUACAAGAGAGCAAUACAUUGAAAGGAUUAGAAAUUUUACUUAGCAAUGUAAAUUUGAGUUCCGUUCUAGCAGUGGUUUUACAAGAAGAGAUUAAAAAUGCAGCUGAGGAUUUGGGAAUAUAUUUUGAAAAUCACUCUAUAUUUGGUCCACUGUUAUCAGUAACUUCUAUACCAAGUACCAAGAAGAUAGGAAACAUGAUGUCUUUAACAGGAAAUUCUGUAAUACCAUUUGUAGAAUUGCAAAAGAAGUCCUUCCCUCCUAGGGAAUCAGAUUUAAGAAUUCUGGAGAAAUCUGUUCAAGAUUGUUUCCAUCAAUGUCAGGACAAUAUUUAUAACGCUUUAAAGAAGGUGGUGAGUAAUAAAUCUACACGUGAGGCGGGGUUAGCUUGGUUAGCCACUGUUAUUGGUUUAAAUGAUCUACGAACAGCAUCUUUACAAGUUACAGAUACACAAUCUCAGACCUGCUGUUCUGAUGGUUUUAUGUUAAAUUUCUGUGCUGUUAUGUUAAAGUUUUUUAUACCCAUAUAUGGUAAUAAAGAAAAGAUUGACAAGAUUGAUUUAAGAUAUUCUACAUCAUCAUCUUGCAGAUUGAACUACCAUUUUGAAACAUGUCUAGCUGGCGGGCAGAUAGUUUCAGAAAAAGAAAUUCAAAAGAAAUUUGGUGCCUUACCUGAAGAAUUACAGAAUCAGCAUAGCUUUAUAACAGAGUGUUUCCAUUUAACACAGCGAGCUUUAAGUAUAGGAGUUAUACCGGCUAUAAUACAUUAUAAUCAUAUGCAUAGAGAUUUGUCCAAUCAAAUACAGGCAGUAAAAGAUACACCUAAAGAAAAUGAAGUGAAAAGAACUCAUAUGUUACUAAAUAUGAUGUGGGAAACAAGUUUAGCUGAUGUUGAUCUGGUUAAAAAUAUAACAAUGUUUUAUUUAACACAAGCUGAUUUAUUACUACAGUUAACAUCACAUGAUGAUGAUAGUGACAAGCAAAGUAAACUUAAAGACGAGCGUCUUCUAUUUCAACAAAUCCCAGAAUUCUGUGUAAAAGAUAUGGCCGUUUGGUUUCAGUUUGUAGCAGGACAUGCUGUACACGUACACAAAGGAAUAAUGUGGGGAUUGCAAUUGUCCAGGUUUGUUGAUUGUUGUGUAAUGUUAUUGGAAAGACCUGAUAUUAUGCCAGGUCCUAUUGUAGCCAGUAAACUUGUCUCAACAUUAUUACUCUUUGUACAGUCGUCACAACAUAAUCGUCAAGGUACUGGUGGAUGGAGUGGUACAUCAGGUAUGUCUGAUCUAGGAUUAAUGGUACAUACUAGUCCUACGGUACAGAGUAAAUUAGGACCAGCAUUAUUACAUACUUAUAUCAGUGUGGAUGUUGUAGAAGGGUUAGAUGUUGAUAAAGAUGAGUUCGAUAAAUAUACAGCUAGGUCACAGAUAGGUCAGUUGAUACGGCAUCUAUGGGACAGACCAGAUUGUAAGCACUCUAUAUUACAACAACAUUUAACACCACAAUUUCAAAAUUUUCUAGGUGCUAUACUGGAUACAUUAUUAUAUAUGUUACAUGAUGCUUUAUCUAGAAUGGCUAAUGUUAAAAGAUCAGAACUAGCUAAAGAUAAUGUUAGUGAAUGGAAUGCUCUGUCAUCUAAAGAACAACAUGAUAGAACUUUAUUUCUACUUAAUGAAGAACAUGCUGGAAGAGGUUUUAUGGCUUUAGCCAAUCAAACGUUAAGUUUUAUUUUACUACUGACUGAAGAAGAAGUUGUGUCUGCUUGUUUUAACAAAAAUCCACUAGCCCAACGAUCUGCUUCUGCUAUUUGUGGAUUUUUGCUGUCAUUAUGUGGUGCUAAAGCAAAAGAUUAUAAAGUUAAAAAUAUGGCUAAAUACAACUUUGACCCCAAGUUAUUAUUGACGAACAUUGUCAAAAUUAUUCUCCAUAUUUGUAAGAAUGAAGAAAGUGAAAGUGGGUUUAAACAAGCUCUGGCUGAAGAUUCUGAUUUUGAACUUGAGGCUUUCCAGAAGGCCUUUGAGGUUAUUUAUAGCAAAGGAUUAACAGGUGAAGAGUUUGUUGAUCAGUUCGCUAAUCUGAUAGUUGAGUUAACAGAAUUUCAAAAUAGUGCAAGUUCAUCCAAGGUUAUAUCUAAACAAGAAUUUGAUUGGUUGAAAGAUGCUGUUACCAUGGAAAUUAAUCAAGAUCAAAUAGUCAAAUCAUACACUGAUUUAAUGGCCUCUUUAAGAUUUGAGACAUCCAACUUGGCAGAAUCACACAGUUAUCAGAGUAAUGUUCAGGCCAUGGAUCCAAGAUCACCAAAAAUAAAAACUUUGAUGAAAGAAAUGAAACAACUUCAACAGAAUUUACCUGUUCAUCCACAUGCUGCUAUCUAUGUCCGUCAGGAUGAAGAUAGAAUGGAUUUAAUGAGAGCUAUGAUAACAGGACCAGUAGAUACACCGUAUAGUGGUGGCUGUUUUUUGUUUGAUGUUUAUUUUCCGACAUCCUAUCCUAAUAAUCCACCAUUAGUUAAACUAAUAACUACUGGUAAUGGUACAGUCAGAUUUAAUCCUAACUUAUAUUCAGAUGGUAAAGUAUGUUUAAGUUUAUUAGGAACUUGGCAUGCUGGUGAUGCCAGUGAAAAAUGGAAUCCUGGAAACUCUAGUCUUUAUCAGGUACUGGUAUCUAUACAGAGUAUUAUAUUAACAUCUGAUCCUAUGUUUAAUGAACCAGGUUAUGAUGGUAUGAGAGAAACAGAGGAUGGAAAGAAACAAAGUGGCCAGUAUAACUGGAAAAUACAGUUACAUACAUUACGUCAUGCUAUACUGGGUAAUAUACGACAUCCUCCACCAGGAUUUGAAGACUUGAUCAAACGUCAUUAUUACAUACAAAAAGAUAGUGUAUUAAAACAAUGUGCUGUUUGGAUAGAGCAGUGUAAAGAUGAAGAUCUUGUUAAACGUAUGCGAAUAGUUUGUGACGAUAUUUACCGUGAAUUACAGGACAUAGAGUUACCUCCCUUACAUAAAGAUGACAGUGAGGAGGAGUUGUCAGAAUAAAUAAUUCAUCAUUAACCAUUUGCAAUUUAAAUAUGGGUGACAUACUUUACUAUUUACAUCUGGGCGAUGUAUGUGCUUCAAGUAUUUAGAUCUAGGUGCCGUGCUUCAAGUAUUUACAUCUAGGUGAUGAACAUGCUUCAAGUAUUUACAUCUGGGUACAUUGCUUCAAGUAUUUAGAUCUGGGUACCGUGCUUCAAGUAUUUAGAUCUGGGUGCAGUGCUUCAAGUAUUUACAUCUGGAUGCCAUGCUUCAAAUAUUUACAUCUGGGUACAGUGCUUCAAGUAUAUACAUGUAACUUAUUAACUCAGUAAUCAAGCACAUUCAUCGGGUUUUGCCCAUAAGAUACUACUCAUACACUUCUGGAAAAACUGCUGUUCCACAGGAGUCAGAAGAUAUUAUGCAAUACCAAUAGAGUCUAAGUAAACUACAUCGAACCGUGCCAUUAAUUUCAUUCUUGGCAAUUCUAUAACUUUAAUGUACAAGUUCUUACUCCAGCAGAAGGGGUUGGGGUGGAGGUCUAACACAUUUGCUUUAAAUCAUGCAGUCUGACAUUGAUCCCAAUUCUGUACAUGACAGAGACAUGGUGUCGCCUGCCUAAUGUUGUUGGUUUUCUUUGUUGUCCCCAGCCUUUUGCAGAAAGCAGGGGACUAUUAAAAUGGGUUCAUCCAUCUGUCUGUCUGUCUGUCCGUCACACUUUUUGGGACACAAUAACUCUCCUUCUAAUUGAGCUAGAAUGUUCAAACUUGGUGUAGGUGUUUAUUGGGUCAAUGCCUUGAUGGAGUUCAAAGAUGAGCAUUUUCUGCUUAGGGUAAGCAGAGAUAAGCAAUUUGAUUGGUUGAUGCUUUGGGACACGAUAACUUUAGUUCUAAUUAAGUGAGAGUGAGGACACUUAAUUGGUGUAUAGCUUUAUUACAUCAAUACCUUGACUAAGUUCGAUAAUGAACAUUUUCUGCUGAGGGUAAGCAGAGCGAUAAGCAAUUUGAUUGGUCGAGACUUUGGAACACAAUAACUCUCCUUCUAAUUGAGGUAGAAUGUUUUAACUUGGUGUAGGCAUUCAUUAGGUGAAUCCCUUGAUGGAGUUCGAUUAUGAACAUUGUCUGCUUACGGUAGGCAGAGAUAAGCAAUCUGAUGGGUUGAUGCUUUAAGGGCACGAUAACUUUGGUUAUAAUGAAGUGAGAGCGAUGAAACUCUGAAUAUAGAUUCAUUAUAUCAUUACCUUGACAAAGUUCGAUUGUGCGAAUUUUCUGCCUGGGCUAAGGAGCGAUAAGCAAUUUGAUUGGUCAAGACUUUGGAACAUAAAAACUCUGCUUUUAAUUAAGGUAGAAUGGUUAAACCUGAUGUAGAUGUUCAUUAGGUGAAUGUCUUGACUGAUUUCAAUGAUUAACAUUUCAAGCUAAAGCUAAGCAGAGCUAAUCAAUUUCAUUGGUCAAUGCUAUGGGACAAGAUAAUCUUGAUUCUAUAUGAUACAGAGUGACGAAACUUAGUGUGUCGUUUGAUUGCUCGAAACUUUUGAAAAAAAUAAAUGUGCGAUUAAUUAAUAUGUGUCAUCUAUUUAUUUGGGGAUUUUGGCGGGGGACAUCAGCCUCACUGUUGGCUUGUUCCCUCUGUCCUCUAGUUAAGUCCAAGUACUAAAGAUCCUUAUGCACAGGUGAAUUAUUGAAAUAGAAAUUGACAGUAUGCUAGUCCCAACUUAUCAUAGUUUUUGUUGAUUGAGUGGGAAUUAAAUCUGCGAUCAUUUUGGUCUAUACACAUACCUUGUUUUGCAUUUAAGCCCAUUAUAUAUAUAUAUGUACCUAAUUUACUCCAUGUCUCAACAAGUAUUGCUUAUUUUUUUCUUUGUUUGUAAAAGUGCACUCUAGAAUUAAAAUAUGUCAAUAUAAUAGGCUACAGUUUUAAAAAGAAAUUGUUUGUCCAUUUUCAUUAGGUGUAAUAAAAAAAGGUAUAAAUAGGCUACGGUUUUAAAAAGAAAUUGUUUGUCCAUUUUCAUUAGGUGUAAUAAAAAAAGGUAUAAAAUCCUCCUAUAUUCCAUAAUAUGACUUUUCAUUGUUGGAGGCCACAGUGACUCAGUGAGAAAGACAUUGCCUCGCUAACCUGGAGGUACUAUGUUAAAUCCCUGCGUUGGCGAGAAAGUUCUUAGGGAUUUUGUGGCAUGGUUCCCCCUUGUCACUGGUGUAGGGACAACAUAUAAUCAUUCGGAUGGGAUGAAAAAUCAAGGUCCUGUGUACACAUUGCCGUGCACGUACAAGAUCCCUUGACAGUUGAAAUACGAUAUAAAAGUAUGUCGUAGCGCUGCUGUCCAGUCAAAAUUUCUCUCAUAGCACACUUAGUCACUGUACUGCAUAUGCCCGUCUUCAUAAGCCAAGUCGGAGCAGAAAAGUAGAACGCUAAACCCCAUUUCAUUUCUUGUUAUUUACGCACAUUUAUAGGUCUAUCCAUAUUAUUUGUCUGUUGUUUGUCUUAUGUUAUUGAAAGUGUAUAUUAUUUGUCUUGUGUUAUUGAAAGUAUAUAUUAUUUGUCUUAUGUUAUUGAAGGUAUAUAUUAUUAUUUCAUAUUGUUAUUGAUUGUUAUUUACAUGCAUGUAUAUAUUAUUUGCUAUCCUUGUUAAUCCCUUGUAAACUAAAAUAUUGUGGUAGUUGAAUCUCUCAGUCCAAAUAUAGUUCAAUUUCAUUCAGCAUUUACAGAUUUAUAAUGAAUUUUGCAGCAUUUGGUAUCCUCUAUAAAUGAUAUAAAUAAACAAGCCAGCGCCACCUAUAAUUGUUGGCCUGUUUUUUUAUCUGAUUGAGAUUGAAUACAAACUGGUUUUGUUUUUUUAAUUAAAUGUUAAAUAAUCAAUUUGAGAAAAUUAGAGCAUGGAAUAAGUCUGGACUGCUAGCUAGAAGAAUGGAUCUCGCAGGACUAGAUACAAAUAUAAGCUUAUUUUAUUUACUGAUGGUCGAUCUGGAGCAUUAUGUUCAUAAAUUUCUUCUUGACUUAAAUUGUUGAGGGUUUACAUCUAUUAGAUGUCAGCUUGAGCUAAUUUUCAUCCUCUUGAAAUCGGAGCAUGGGUAAAAUUCAUUUGUUUUCUGUUGGGUUGUUGGGUUUGGAUGGCCGAAUGGUUAGCACGUGCAGAUUGUAUCAUAAAAUUGAGUCAACCGGUGCGGGUUGCCUGUCCAUCCUCGUGGGUUUUUCCCAGGUCCUCUGGUUUCCUCCCACUGCUAAAGACCCCUACGCUCAAGCGAAUUAUUGAAAUAAAAUAGACCUAUGUGCUAGUCCUGAAAUGACCUAGUUUGUAUCGAGUGGACGUUAAACCCCAUUUCUCUCUCUUUCUCUCUGUUGGUUUGUGCAAUAGCCCUUGAAAGGCUUGUAAUUGAUGUACAUCGACUGAUAUUUAAUAUCUAAUAUAUGUCUUCAUUUUGCAUUUAUUUGUUUUUCAUAACAUAUCUGUUUACAAUAUUCAGUACUUAAACUAGAAAAUUCAUGGAAAUUAUCACAGUAUAUAUCAUUCACUGAUAUUAAAUAUCUUAAAUAUUUCUUCAA